Xyrauchen texanus (razorback sucker) is the source of this 4255-nucleotide messenger RNA. RefSeq lists its product as uncharacterized. The record is from RefSeq and is a predicted model, not a curated record. NCBI's taxonomy places the organism in Eukaryota, Metazoa, Chordata, Actinopteri, Cypriniformes, Catostomidae. Gene Ontology annotation, molecular function: RNA polymerase II transcription regulatory region sequence-specific DNA binding; DNA-binding transcription activator activity, RNA polymerase II-specific. Gene Ontology annotation, biological process: regulation of transcription by RNA polymerase II. Gene Ontology annotation, cellular component: nucleus. Bases 953 to 2497 code for a protein of 514 amino acids. The transcript has 4 exons.
UGUAAAGUUAUAUGUCGUAAACUGUGCGAUAUGAAAGUUUUAACUACUUUCAGGAUUUACUCUCGGGAUGUUUACGUGAAACAUGUGCACGGAGAGUGGAAACCUGACGACCACUGGGAUGCGUCGUCUCUCUCCCGCCAGCCAAUGAGAGAUGACAUCAGUUCCUCUCCAGCCAAUCGAUGCACGGCAGGUUCAGUCCAUCCAGCGAAUCGGCUAACAGUUUGAAGCGCUGAUGCAACUAACCUGCAACAACAGCCACAUAUCUCCUGGGUAGCAAAACGUGUUCUUCCUCGCUAGAAUAAAUGAAGUAGUCCCUGUGUAACAAUACAUAUCUGAACGGCAGCGUGUUUGUGCUAUGAUAUACAUAUUUAAUGUAUAGCCAGAUAUUGCGAAUGCCAUCCCAACUCUCGUGAAUAGCAACUUUCAAAACGUAUUCUUCUCUCAAACCAACAGUCUUUCUAGAUAAGUAUAUAAUGGCUACGAACUGUUUUCACGGAGGUCGAGGAGAAAAUAUGACAGCUAGGUCUUCUGGGCGUUUUCGCCGGUGCUUCAACUCGAGGUGUGAAAUUUAUUCUAGACCAAAACAUCCGUAGGGCGGAGGAAUCUAUAGCACGGGGGCUGACCGCGUGACGCAGCUGGUUGCUAGGGGUGGGUGACCUGAUGCAUUGACUCAAUUAGCCGAUUCUCAGUCAUCAACUCCAUCACAACAAAGCAAGACCAGCAGCACUUCAGUCCAAGACACUCCGGAGACAUGGCUUUUUAAUUCAGUAUUGUCCUCGAUCUUAAAGAAACACCGUGCUUUGCUCUUGCAACGCACCCCAAGCCCAAAACAUUUCAGCAAGAAUGGAGUUCCAUAAUGCACACCAAGCCCUGUUUUCUGUGGCUCAACUCUCAAACUUCACUAUUUUGCACUGUAAGCUCGGACAUUUGAAUCGUAGGACCAACGGACAGGAUGAUGACUAUGUCAGCACCCAUUUGGAAGACUUUACUUGUUUGCCCGGCAGACCCCCUCACUCUCUCUCACCCACAGGCUAACCACAGCCAAUCGGAGGGGCGCAAAGGGGAGGGGCCAGAAGAGAGCCAGCACUUAAUUGGUGAUGGUCUUAGUGAUUGGAUGACGGAAGAAGUAGAUUUCUCCUCUUACCUCCCAACCCCUCACUCCUCUCCCUCCCCAAAUGCAUCCCUUCCCCCCUCGCCCCUCCAGCAUGACAUUCAGGUGCCCUCAGAUUUGGAGGUCAUGACCUCUCUGCUGCAAGAGGAGCUUGCUCAGCUGGAGGAUUACUUCCUGUCUGAACCACUCCCAGAAAAGGCCUCCAAACUGGGCAAAUGCGACAAGGGUCCAACAGCAGUUGGUCCUCCAUCGUAUUACCAGUUGCCCUACACAUCAUAUUCUUCUUCCAACCAAUCAGAAUCCAGCCCUCUACUUGUUACCCUGGCAACUGGGGAACUUGACUUGCUGAGCUUUUGUGGGGGUCCCAUUGGGCGUACCAAAAUUCCUAGACACACCCCUUACAGUUGCAGCCGCCCCAACAGCAACAUCUGCAGCCGCAAGCGUGUUUCCGAUGGGGCGAGGGUGGCUGAAAGCUACGAGAGUAGCAUCUGGAGUUCCAAAGGAUGUUCCUCAGGUAACUCAGCUGUUGCACCUGCUGGUAGCUAUAGCUGUGCAGAAGAUGAACAGGUGGUGGGCAAAGGCUACUGCCUGGGCAGUGCGGUGGAGAUCAGAAGGUGCACUAUUUUACCCAAAGAGGAGAAGAACUGCCGCUACACAGAAGAGGCCAUUGCCACAAGUAAGGUUGUUGGCGGCGGAUACGGAUUUAGUGGACCCCUUCAAAUUCCCCUAAAGAAAGAUGAAAUGAUGUAUGGUGUCAGAGAAGUAAAUUUAAGUGGCAUAGGAGGAAGCACAGAGAUGGAGAUAAUGAGUGAUGCAAAGAGUGGUUCUAGCGACGUGGUGAAGGCCAACACCACUUGGAAGUCUGAGCCCAACGAAAGCCGUUUCCUCCAAGGUACACCCCAAGAAGAGGCCUACAAUAGCUUUCUAGGGGCCAUCAAUGACCCAGUUAAAGCAGAAAGUGCAGAGAUUCAUCGUCAACAUAAUAACUUUCACUGCGGCUUUCUUGAAGGCCAAGGCCCUGAUUGUUUGGGUGGUGACCACCACAGACCAGAAAUGGGAUCUCCAUGUGCUAGAGGAGUCUGUGUGUUAAAAGAAGAUCCCUGCAUUGUGAAACCAGAGCUAGAGGUACCACUUAUCGAAGGGAACCAUGGUGAACGCAAACAGAAGAAGAGAGAUCAGAACAAGACUGCAGCUCACAGAUAUCGUCAAAGAAAGCGAGCAGAGUUUGACUCAUUAGAGGAACAGCUUCAUGGUCUGGAGGGUAGAAACCGAGAGCUGCGGGACAAGGCAGAAUCAGUGGAACGGGAGAUCCAGUAUGUGAAAGACCUCCUGAUUGAGGUGUACAAGGCCCGUAGCCAACGCCUAAAACAGGAAACCAGAACCUGACCAAAAGCUUGACCACCUGCAAGUAGAAUUGUUAGCAACAGAAUUUGAGUUGGAAUGUUUUAUGUUUUUAGGAAGUGGUGGAGGUUGUACUAUUGCACGUUAUUCAAUUAUUUAAUUUUUGUUACAAACUGACAAAGUCCAUCAACAGCUGCAGCACAGACAUCCACUUUCUCAGAAACAACUCCAAAUCAGUCAAUAUGCACUGUGAUUAUGUCUUGUCUUGAAUGACCGCCAUUUUUUUAACAUGGGUCUGCUUUCUUCAAGAGUGGCGGAAUGAGUCAUCCUCUUGUUUCCAUAAAUGAGCUUUAUCAACAGAGCAUUUACUGUUCAGGACUGACAGAAAUCAGCAUUGAAUAAAUCUAGACAUUAAAUGUUUAUCAUUUAUUUAGAAAAGGCUGGAAGAUAAUAUCAAAAUUUAGCAUAUGACCUGCAUGUAUCUUAAUUUAUUUAAAGGCUGUUUUUUAGUUUCAAUUAUUUAUUAACAGUUUCAACAUAAUACUAAUAAUGCACAACCUAUACAACAUUUGUUGAUGCUAUUAUCUUUAUCGUUUUAUAUAUCAAUUAAGGAAUAAGCACUGAUAUUAAAAGCAAUCUAUUUCUCAGAUAUUGAGUUUCAGGGGAAUUCAAAAUGAAUUCACUCAGGAAUAAUGAACCUGAUCAUGUGUUUUUAAAUCCCCAAUUUAGAUUAGUCCUGCAGCUCAGGUAUACAAUUUAUGUCCAAAGUCAUGGAGGUAUGUCAGUUUGUAACUCAAUGCUAAAGACAUGGCACUGCCUAAUGUUGUGUGUGUUGAUUUUCUGUACUUUUGUUCUUGCAUGCCGAAGGGUUCAUGAAUCUUUAAAAAAUAAUGCUUUUUUUGUCUGAAUGACAUGUUGAACAUUACUGCAAAACUCUUUUUGCUUAAAAAAUCCUAUUUUACAUUAUCUUUGCUAAUACGUUUCAUUAGAGAUGAAUGAGUGAAUUUGAUUCACAAACCAAUGCUUGGCCCAGUGGCUCUACUGUUAUUGCGAUAACAAUCAGGGUUUGUGAUUUUAUAAAACUGGUUUGCUCUAAUGCACAAGUGUGUGUUUGGGGACAGAAAAUAAAUCUUUAUAGGGAUAGCUUUUUAUAAUUAACUGAAAUGAUUGCAUUGGCUUUAUAUACCAAUUGCAUACUCCCAGCAGCUUAUAGCAAUUUUUAAUUAAUGUAAAUGUCUUAAAUUAUGAUUAUUGCAUUUUUAAUCUGCACAAUUCAUGGUUUUCAUGUUUACAAUUUAGUCGAUUUCAGGGGGUUUUCCUGGCAACCUCUAGUGACUCUGAUUUGCUACUUGAUUAAAUAGGGGACAUGCAAUAUCACAGUUAUAACAAUAACAAAGAAAUCAUCAGCAAAUCAAGCUUUGAUUAUUUCCUCUGUCGUUCUUUUGUGGCAUUUUUGCCGAAGUGUGGUGUGUAAGUUAUUACGUAGCAAUAUUACAUAUAUUAUUUAAUUCCUCUAAAUUAACAACCUACUGAGAGCGCUUACCAUAACGACUUAAAAUAUUCUUUCCUCAUGGCGGUAUACAAUCAUGUUUCUGAAAUAUAGCUUAUUAUGCGCUGUGUUUUAUGCCCAUAUGUUGGCAAUGUUUCUUUUUUAUACCCCCAACAAACGCGGUGUUCAAGGAGUUUACACCAGCUAUAAUACCAAGUUAUUUUGUACGAGGCAUUUCGAUGUAUCGUCUCCGAAUAGAUGCUUUGUGUUUUCCUGUUACCCUUUGAUUCCAAUAAAGUGAUUUGUUGUUUAUG